This is a messenger RNA of Salvelinus fontinalis (brook trout), 4625 nucleotides long. RefSeq names its product WSC domain-containing protein 1 (gene wscd1a). Lineage: Eukaryota; Metazoa; Chordata; Actinopteri; Salmoniformes; Salmonidae. The coding region runs from base 795 to 2546 and encodes 583 amino acids. The transcript has 9 exons. The record is from RefSeq and is a predicted model, not a curated record.
CCCAGUGAGCUGUUUGGAGCAUCCUCGAAGAGCAUGCGCGCUGUAUUCCUGUCUCUAUCCGGUUAAACAGCUGGGUCUCUGCACGGAGAGAGACAAACGUGAUUCUGCUCUGCUGUGUGUGUGACAGAGGCGACAUGGCUAGGAUAAAAAAUAUUGGGAUGAUUGCUUUUCUAAUGCCUUCGCUUUAGAAGGCAUUACAUAAGAAAAUAAAAAGGAUGAGAUGAGGCCUACGAAGACGAGACAUCCACAUCGCCACAUGAAAAGAUGAGCGCCAAUUCGACUCAAACACGCAAGGACUGAACACUCGGGAUUGCCAUUUAUGAAGGAGAUGCAGAAUUUCAUUAACAUAUGGAGCUUUUGUUAACGAUUUGUUUUUUGUUGGUUUGUUUUAGCCUAGACUACCAUCGAAAAACUGGCGUUAUGUUUCAUCUCUGGGGAUAAGACGAGAAAGCUGAGCCUUGACCUCAUUCAGACUGCCUUCCAUUGGCUCUGGAGGAGGUGGGCUGAAUCAUCCUGACUCGAGAGGUUCUGUCUAUGCAUUACUGUCGAGAUACGUACAUCAACAAGCUAUGGAGUGGAACCUCUUGCUCAAACGGCUCAAGGUCGAGGUACAUCUAAGGACAUUUGACCAGUAGGGUCUACCAACUCGUGAUUCCUGUUCUUCUCAUUCUGAGAAUUAUUGUAGAUCACAAGAAUCGUUUUGCUGAGAUGAGUAGACAAGGGGGUAUGUUACUGGGAUAGAAUGCUCUGUAUAUGUUUGGAGCCAGCGGCAGGCUGAGAUAAAGAGGGGAUCGAUGGCCAAGCCCCUCUACAGACUGCAGCGUUUCCUCCGGAGGGCCCAGCUGUUCCUGCUCUUCCUGGGUGUGGCCUACAUCAUGGCCGGGAGCGUCCUGCUGCUCCAACGGGCCAGCCUGGUGGUGACCCAACGAGGGGCCACCAGCCCUCCACUGCCCUCCCUGCCCUCCAUACCAUCACCACCCCGGGCCCUGGAGCUAGGGAUGCCACCCGUGAGGGUAGGAGGUUACGGGAGCAGGAGCUCACGGAUCAUGGCCAGGGGGCAGGGGUACCAGCCUGGGAGCCUGUUGGACAACAGGACUGGAGCACGCUGGCUCAUGUCGAGGAAUCUGGAGAUCCGACACCUGCGGCGGCGCUGGUUCCACAGCCUGAUGACGGAGAAGGAUAUGUCACAGGUGGAGAGGAGCACCCCCAGGAGGAAGGUGCCUCACAAAGGUUCUUACAUAGGCUGCUUUCUGGAUAAUUCCAAGGAGCGGGCUUUAAGGGGGUUUGUAUUUACGGAUUUCCGCAAAAUGACCAGCACCAUGUGCCAGGAUACCUGCUCAGCGAGUGGCUACCAGUUUGCUGGUCUGGAGUAUGGGUCGGAGUGUUACUGUGGCAACCACAUCACCAGCCUGCGUGUGAGAGACAAGGAAUGUAACUUGGACUGUAAAGGGGAGAAAGGCUCAAUGUGUGGCGGUGUUGGGCGCCUGUCAGUGUUCACGGUGGAGGAUGUGCUUCCAGGCCAGAGGAGAUACAGGAACGUGCGUUACCGCGGCUGCUUCAGGGAGCCUGAGAACAGCUCCUCUACAUCUCUGGUCCAUGUGCUCCAGCUCAACCUCACCUCCCAGUCCUGCAUAGAGGCCUGCAUGAACAAGGAGUUUCCGCUGGCUAUGCUGAGGAGUCCGGACUGUUUCUGUGGUUACGCUACUCCUGACUUCACUCUCCAUGAGCCGGCUGAGGAGGAGCACUGUUCACAGAGCAACACCACUGAGGCCUCCUUACCAUCAACCCUCCAGGGCUUCUACCAGGUCUACCAGACACCUGUCCAAGACUCCAGAUGCACAGAGAAGAAGUUCCUACCAGAGAAGUCCAGUUCAUUGGUAGCGCUCUCCAGCUUCCCAGGAGCAGGCAACACCUGGGUCAGACACCUCAUAGAGUUGGCCACAGGAUACUACACAGGCAGCUACUACUUCGAUGGAACCCUUUACAACAGAGGCUUCAAAGGCGAGAAGGAUUACUGGAAGAGUGGUCGGACCAUUUGUGUGAAAACACAUGAGAGUGGGAGGAGAGAGAUAGAGAUGUAUGACUCUGUCAUCCUGCUGAUCAGGAGCCCAUACCGUUCCCUCAUGGCUGAGUUCAACAGGAAGUGUGCAGGACAUCUGGGAUACGCCUCUGAUCAGCACUGGAAGACCAAAGAGUGGCCUGAGUUUGUGAGCAGCUACGCCUCCUGGUGGGCAUCCCACGUACUGGACUGGCUGCGGUUCGGCCAACGGGUCCUAGUGGUCCACUUCGAGGAACUCCAGACAGCGCUGGUGCCCCGGCUACGAUCCAUCGCCUCCUUCCUCAACACCACAGUGACCGAGGACAGACUGCUGUGUGCCGAGAGCAACCAGGAUGGACACUUUAAACGCUCCGGGGCCCGACAGCCCACCUUCGACCCCUUCACACCCGACAUGAGAGGACUGAUAGACGGGCUGAUCCGUGCUGUGGACCAGGCUCUCCGGGACAGAAACCACACAGGCCUUCCACUGGAGUAUCUGCCCAGAUGAUGGACCGCUAAACUCUGAUAACCCUGAUCUCUACCUUGUCCCUCCUCAGUUUUCACUGCCUUAAAGCUGUGGUGGCACGGAUGGAUGGAUACCCCCAAUCCAACUCAAGAGAAAGCGUUUCAAAUCAGGAAUGUGCCCUGCAAAGGAAACAUAGAGGCUAUUCUCACAAAGCACUUUUUAUGCUUUAGAAGCGCUGGUUUAUUAAAGUGCUGUUUUUCUGUUUUAGAUGUGUUUUGGUUUUUGGGACAUUGCCUUAUUGGAGGUGAACUGAUAAGUGUACCAAACAAUGGAAACAGUUUCCUCUGUUUUAAAUCAACUCUAAAUAAACUGUACCUCCUAUAAAAACUAUAGGCUACAUCCUGUGGUACAAUCCACUUUUGAGUUUUGUUUUUGUGAUCAAAAUAUAAAAACUCAAUAUAUUGGAUUAUAACAUAAUAAAGUGACAUUUCAAAUAUCUAAUGCAGGCAACGUCUUCAGAAAAGGGAUACUGUUGUUAUAUGAGUUAACAUUGGAGUGUUUAUAAGGUGGUGUUUUAGGGAUAUACAGAAUUAAUGGGUUCCUAUGGUAAUACUGACAAAAUAUAAUUAGACCAUCAAAUUACUGAAGUAGCCAAAAUAUACCUCUAUCCCAAAAAUAUCUUUGGGGAUCAACUACACUACAGCCAAGGGAAGUGGAACAAAUCUGUCAGGUAUUUUUAGUGCUACAUCCCCAGAGAGCAGUGGUGGAAAAAGUACCCGAUUGUCAUACUUGAGUAAAAGUAAAGGUACAUUAAAGGGAAUUGACUCAAGUGAAAGUCACCCAGUAAAACACUACUUGAGUAAAAGUCUAAAAGUAUUUGGUUUUAAAUAUACUUAAGUAUCAAAAAUGAUUUCAAAUUCCUUAUAUUAAGCAACCCAGAUGGCAUGAUUUUCUUGUUUUUUACAUUUACGGAUAGCCAGCGACAUACUUCAACAAUCAGACAUAAUUUACAAACGAAGCAUUUGUGUUUAUUGAGUCUGCCAGAUCAGAGGCAAUAGGGAUGACCAGGGAUAUUCUCUUGAUAAGUGCGUGAAGUAGACCAUUUUCCCCAUUUCAAAAAUAUAUCGAGUACUUUUGGGUGUCAGGGAAAAUGUAUGGAGUAAAAAGUACAUUAUUUUCUUCAGGAAUGUAGUGGAGUAAAAGUUGUCAAAAAUAUAAAUAGUAAAGUACAGAUACCCCAAAAAACUGCUUAAGUAGUACUUUAAAGUAUUUUUACUUAAGUACUUUACACCACUGCCAGAGAGGAGAGGGAUAGUGUGUAGGCCCAUGACAGAAUGAUCUGUCCCAGGUCAAGAGAGCAGCGCUGGACCAGGCCAGACAGACAGUCCCAGCCUGCAGGUUUAGCCCAGGGAAGAGGGGCAAGUCACUAGUCCUCUACUAAUUUGUACUGAGCCGAUAAGAGCAGCAGCACUGGUUGUGUGGGCGAUGCACUUUGGACCAAAGUGUCUGGAUUUACAAUUGUAUGAUAUAGUACUCUCUCUUUCUCUCUCUGCCUCGUUCUCUCUCUGUCUCGGUCUCUAUCUCUCCCUCCCUGUCUGCAGCAUCGAAUACACUCAUGGAAAAUAUUUGAUAAAUGUUUUUGGGAAAACAGCUGUGAUAUAUCAAAAUACCAAACUACAUCUUGUAUUCCUAUUAGGCCUUAUUACACAAAUACACAUAAAGCGUGUAUAUCCUGAAAAUAAAAAGGUAUAUUUGAGCAGAGACCAUGGGUAUGCAAUGUUGACGUGGGAUUCUGGGAAAUGGGGAAUACAUGCUGAGCUCAUUCUUCUAUUGGUGGCUGAAGUAGAGUUGUUAUUAAUAUCCAGUGCCACUUGGUGAAAGUGAAUGCUACAAUACAGAUUGGAGGUUGGUAUUGGUAUGUGCCAGUCUAUUGUUUUUCCAGUCUAAUGUACACUUGGUGUCAUCAUGUGGACAUUAAGUCACAUUUUGGGAUUAUGGGUAAAGGUAUAGUUCCCUCAAUAUAUACUAUUUUCAAUUUACUUUGGCUGUAGUCGAUUCACCAUCGCCAUACCACUACUGCAACUAUGGAAGAAUAAACAUUCAAUCAAGAGGUUACUAAAA